CUGGUAGUUGUAGUUCGACCGCGAGCGCUGCCGUCGGGAGGCUGCUCCGAGGUUCCAGGCUGUCCCCCACUACCCCGCCUUCGGCGCUCCGCUCGCAGGAUGGAUCCCGUACCCGGGACAGACUCGACGCCGCUGGCUGGCCUGGCUUGGUCGUCGGCCUCUGCACCCCCGCCGCGGGGGUUCAGCGCGAUCUCCUGCACCGUCGAGGGGGCACCCGCCAGCUUUGGCAAGAGCUUCGCGCAGAAAUCUGGCUACUUCCUGUGCCUUAGUUCUCUGGGCAGCCUAGAGAACCCCCAGGAGAACGUGGUGGCCGAUAUCCAGAUCGUGGUGGACAAGAGCCCCCUGCCGCUGGGCUUCUCCCCGGUCUGCGACCCCAUGGAUUCCAAGGCCUCUGUGUCCAAGAAGAAACGCAUGUGUGUGAAGCUGUUGCCCCUGGGAGCUGCAGACACAGCUGUGUUUGAUGUCCAGCUGAGUGGAAAGACCAAGACAGUGCCUGGAUACCUUCGAAUAGGGGACAUGGGCGGCUUUGCCAUCUGGUGCAAGAAGGCCAAGGCCCCGAGGCCAGUGCCCAAGCCCCGAGGUCUCAGCCGGGACAUGCAGGGCCUCUCUCUGGAUGCAGCCAGCCAGCCGAGUAAGGGCGGCCUCCUGGAGCGGACACCGUCAAGGCUGGGCUCUCGGGCAUCCACGCUGCGGCGGAAUGACUCCAUCUACGAGGCCUCUAGUCUCUAUGGCAUCUCAGCCAUGGAUGGGGUUCCCUUCACACUCCACCCACGAUUUGAGGGCAAGAGCUGCAGCCCCCUGGCCUUCUCUGCUUUUGGGGACCUGACCAUCAAGUCUCUGGCGGACAUUGAGGAGGAGUAUAACUACGGCUUCGUGGUGGAGAAGACCGCGGCUGCCCGCCUGCCCCCCAGCGUCUCGUAGUUCUUCACCCGUCCGUGGGAAGAGCCCCCUUACGCCACCCCCGGCCAGCCUGGAGCCACCCCGCCUCUCUGCAUCCUGGGAACCUCCGCCCUGCAAGGCUUUGCUAUCUUCAGCCACUGGGCGGAGCUGCAGCUCUGGAGGAGGGGGCGGGUCGAGGCUGCGUGGUGAUGGGGUCUCCACCCACAGGCCCUGCCGGGCAGGGCUGGAGCUGGACAGAAGCCAGUGCCUUUAAGUCAUUCGUGUCAAAACCCUCUGGGGUCCGGAGGCAGCACGGGUGUCCUCCUGGCAAUAAACACUACCUGGUUCACGCC
Molecule: messenger RNA, 1232 nt
Organism: Rhinopithecus roxellana (golden snub-nosed monkey)
Lineage: Eukaryota; Metazoa; Chordata; Mammalia; Primates; Cercopithecidae
Gene: MVB12A
Product: multivesicular body subunit 12A
Exons: 9
Coding region: 100-921 (273 amino acids)
Biological process (GO): receptor catabolic process; viral budding; regulation of epidermal growth factor receptor signaling pathway
Cellular component (GO): ESCRT I complex; cytosol
Source: RefSeq, a predicted model, not a curated record